GAAAGCACAACGUGGCAACUGGUGGGCCCCACAUUCACCUCUAUAUAAAUGGGCCCCACAGCCCACUUCAUCCACACCAUACAAAGAAGAGGAAGUAAAAAAAGAAAAGAUGGCUGUUUCCAACAUACGUUUCAUCCUUCUGGCCAUUGCUGUGGCCGGAAUCUUACUUUCCGGCAGCAGGCGAACCUCGGCCGAUGACUGCAACGGUGAUAUAAACGACUUGAUCGCCCAAUGCCUGAAAUAUGUUCAGAAUCCCGGCCCGGAGGUCCCACCUUCUCAGGCAUGCUGCGAUGUCAUCAAGCGUGUGAACAUACCGUGCGUGUGCCAGCACGUGACCAAAGACAUUGAGAAAGCAAUUAGUAUGGAGAAAGUCGUCUACGUCGCUAGCUAUUGCCACCGUCCACUCGCCUCCGGUUCCAAAUGUGGAAGUAAGGAUGACCUUUAA
Molecule: messenger RNA, 445 nt
Organism: Magnolia sinica
Lineage: Eukaryota; Viridiplantae; Streptophyta; Magnoliopsida; Magnoliales; Magnoliaceae
Product: protein LIM1-like
Exons: 1
Coding region: 110-445 (111 amino acids)
Source: RefSeq, a predicted model, not a curated record